Messenger RNA from Durio zibethinus, 2985 nucleotides. Its product is annotated as beta-adaptin-like protein A. Gene Ontology annotation, molecular function: clathrin binding. NCBI's taxonomy places the organism in Eukaryota, Viridiplantae, Streptophyta, Magnoliopsida, Malvales, Malvaceae. Gene Ontology annotation, biological process: intracellular protein transport; vesicle-mediated transport. Gene Ontology annotation, cellular component: membrane coat; clathrin adaptor complex. The record is from RefSeq and is a predicted model, not a curated record.
UCAGCAACGAUAAAGUGUAUCAUCUCUCUUUUUACUCUUAAGUUCGACCGCCCUUGUCUUCCUUUCACGGCCGAUCUGUCUGCGCUUUAGUGGAUCUUUGUUUUAACUGACAUCGGAAUCCGUUAGCUACCAGCCAUGGCUCCUCCGGCUCAGUCCCAACGGUCACCCUCACCGUCUCAACCUUCCGGUAAAAGUGAAGUCUCCGAUUUGAAACUCCAGCUCCGACAACUUGCCGGCAGCCGUGCACCGGGUGUGGACGAUUCGAAACGAGAGCUCUUCAAAAAAGUUAUAUCUUACAUGACGGUCGGAAUCGACGUGUCAUCUCUCUUCGGCGAGAUGGUGAUGUGCUCGGCCACAUCCGACAUCGUUUUGAAGAAAAUGUGUUAUCUCUACGUCGGUAAUUACGCCAAAGUCAACCCCGAUCUCGCUCUCUUGACCAUCAAUUUCCUCCAAAGGGAUUGCAACGAUGAAGAUCCAAUGAUCCGAGGGCUCGCCUUGCGGAGCUUGUGCUCGUUACGUGUGGCAAAUUUUGUGGAGUAUUUGGUGGGGCCGUUAGGAUCCGGAUUGAAAGAUAGUAAUAGUUACGUGAGAAUGGUGGCGGUUAUUGGAGUUUUGAAGCUUUAUCAUAUCUCAGCUUCCACUUGCGUCGAUGCGGAUUUUCCUUCCAUAUUGAAGCAUUUGAUGCUCAAUGACUCGGAUACUCAAGUGGUUGCCAAUUGUUUGUCUGCUUUACAAGAGAUUUGGAGCGCUGAAGCUAGCACGUCCGAAGAGGCAUCGAGGGAAAGGGAGGCUUUGAUUAGCAAGCCUGUUAUAUAUUACCUACUGAAUCGGAUCAGGGAAUUUAGUGAAUGGGCGCAGUGCCUUGUGCUGGAGUUGGUGACUAAAUAUGUGCCAUCGGACAGCAGUGAGAUUUUUGACAUUAUGAAUCUCCUUGAAGAUAGACUUCAGCAUGCAAAUGGAGCUGUUGUUUUAGCCACUAUCAAAGUGUUUUUACAUUUAACCCUAUCCAUGACUGAUGUUCAUCAGCAGGUGUAUGAACGUAUCAAAGCACCGCUGUUGACCCUUGUUAGUUCAGGAAGCCCAGAACAGUCUUAUGCAGUUUUAAGUCAUCUGCAUCUCUUGGUGAUGCGGGCACCUUAUAUUUUUUCCUCAGACUACAAACACUUCUAUUGCCAGUAUAAUGAACCAUCUUAUGUCAAACGAUUGAAGCUUGAAAUGUUGACUGCAGUGGCAAAUGAGAGCAAUACUUAUGAGAUUGUGACGGAAUUGUGUGAGUAUGCUGCAAAUGUUGAUAUUCCCAUUGCCAGAGAGUCAAUCAGAGCUGUUGGCAAAAUAGCACUGCAGCAGUAUGAUGUCAAUGCAAUUGUUGAUAGGCUUCUUCAAUUUCUUGAAAUGGAGAAAGACUAUGUGACUGCUGAAGCUCUGGUGCUUGUGAAAGAUCUUCUUAGAAAAUAUCCUCAGUGGAGCCAUGAUUGCAUUGCAGUGGUUGGUAACAUAAGCAGCAAAAAUGUACAAGAACCAAAGGCGAAGGCAGCUCUUAUAUGGAUGUUGGGGGAAUAUUCUCAGGAUAUGCAAGAUGCUCCUUAUAUUUUGGAGAGUUUAGUUGAAAACUGGGAUGAGGAGCAUUCUGCCGAGGUUCGUUUACAUCUUCUCACUGCAGUGAUGAAGUGCUUUUUUAAAAGGCCUCCUGAGACCCAAAAUGCAUUGGGAACUGCAUUGGCUGCAGGUAUUGCCGAUUUUCACCAGGAUGUUCAUGACAGAGCCUUAUUCUACUAUAGGAUUUUACAGUAUAAUGUAUCUGUAGCAGAACGCGUGGUGAACCCUCCAAAGCAAGCCGUUUCUGUUUUUGCUGAUACUCAAAGCAGUGAAAUUAAAGAUCGGAUAUUUGAUGAAUUUAACAGUUUAUCUGUUGUAUACCAGAAGCCAUCUUACAUGUUUACAGAUAAGGAACACAGGGGUCCGUUUGAGUUUUCAGAUGAACUUGGAAAUCUAUCUAUUGGCGGAGAAGCAGCAGAUAAUGUUGUUUCUGCUCAGAGAGUGGAGGAAAAUGAUAAGGAUCUGCUUUUAACUACUUCAGAGAAAGAAGAAACUAGAGGUUCGAGUAAUAAUGGUUCUGCUUAUACAGCUCCUUAUGAUGGCUCGUCUACAUCUGUCUUUGCCUUGCAAACACAUAUAGAGUCGGCAAUUUCAAAUCCCACUGCAGCAGACCAUUCUCCACAAGCAAGCUUGGCUAUUGAUGAUCUACUUGGUCUUGGUUUACCAGCAGCGCCUGCUCCUCCAUCUCCUCAAUUGAAGCUUAAUACAACAGCUGCUCUAGAUCCAAGCACAUUUCAGCAUAAGUGGCGCCAAUUGCCAGUUGCUUUGUCACAGGAAUACUCAGUAAGCCCUCAAGGUGUUGCAGCAUUGACAGCACCUCAAGCUCUCCUUCGGCACAUGCAAAGCCAUUCCAUUCACUGCAUUGCAUCAGGCGGUCAAUCCCCCAACUUCAAGUUUUUCUUCUUUGCACAAAAAGCGGAGGAGGCAUCUAAUUAUCUUGUCGAAUGCAUAAUCAGCACAUCAUCGGCUAAAGCCCAAAUAAAGAUCAAAGCUGAUGAUCAAAGUACAUCCCAGGCAUUCUCAACUCUUUUCCAAUCAGCCUUGUCCAAAUUUGGUAUUCCAUGAGCACUAAAUGCUUUCUUCAUUUAAUGGCUGGACGGGCAAGAUGUUCUCAAUAUUUCCUAUUGAUUUUAUUUUUUCUCAAGAAGAAACUAAAGAGAAAAUUGUGUUUGCAGACGGAAUUGAUGAACUCCUUUUUUGGUAGAUGUACAUUGUCUCUCUUGAUUUCCAUCAUAGUCCAGUUUGUUAAUUUUUUUGAAGCCUGGAAUUUAUAUUUCUAUUGAAUAAUGUUACUCCGGAAUAGUAGCGAGGACUACAUCAAUUCUUUUUGGUUCCUGAUUUUCUUUUUCUUGGGCGGUAAUAAUCGUACUACUCCUUUUCUCACUCAAG